This is a messenger RNA of Paramisgurnus dabryanus, 897 nucleotides long. RefSeq names its product teneurin-2-like. NCBI's taxonomy places the organism in Eukaryota, Metazoa, Chordata, Actinopteri, Cypriniformes, Cobitidae. Gene Ontology annotation, biological process: signal transduction. The record is from RefSeq and is a predicted model, not a curated record. Gene Ontology annotation, cellular component: membrane.
GUGAUUCAGGCAUACAAUCUCCUCAACCCCCCCGUGGAUGUGUAAAGGUUCACAGAUGACAACACUUCACAUGUGCUUCUCUACUAUCACAAAAACACUUCGAGACGUCGCGGACAUUAACAGUGGAAAGGUUCGUCUGGUUUAGUUGUGCAGGCGGGUUUGAUCCACAGCGAGUGAUUUGAAACGGAGAAACCGCGCGGGAACAAACACUCCGAAAUGCGCGAGGACUAAAACUUCACAGCAAAGAGAGAGAGACAGAGAAGAUGUGUAUAUAAUAAAAGACCUCAUCCAUCUUAACAGGUAAUUGAUUAUAAUCGGCCGUUAGCUCCUGUGAGCUGAUUGGCUCCUGCAGUGAUGGAUCUGAAGGACAGACGGCAACGCUCUGUGACACGGGGACAGCGCAGAAAGGACCUGCAGUAUGCUACAUCCUCUUUGGACGGUGAGAACUGUCACAUAGUGUCACAGAGAUCCUACAGCUCCAGCAAGACGCUAAAGGCCUAUCAGCAGGACGGCCGUCUGCAUUAUGGAGGAUGUGUCGCAGAGAUGGUACAUCAGGAAACAGAGCAAUACGUCAGACAAGGAGAAAACUUCACAUUGGCUGAUCUGGGCGUGUGUGAACCCAACCCGACAUGCACCGUGUAUCGUUCCGAUAUAGGCCUGCUCCAGGAUCCAUACGCUCUGAACGCCGGGUCGGAUGAGGACUCUGACCCGGAGGGCGUCAUGACCCCGGAGCGUGCCGUCCAGCUGUGGAGCGGACAGCCCUUGAAGUCUCGCCGCAGCUCCUGUCUCUCCAGUCCCGACCAUUCAGUUCUCACCCUCACCGAUUCUGAAAACGAGCACAAGACUGAUGACGAAUCAGGUAGGAAAGAAAAAGGAGAAGAAAUAAAUCAAACUUAG